CGGUCUUACGACGAGUCAACGAGCGACGCUCAAGGAAGGGGGGUGGGGGAAGGAAGGAAGGAGGUGUCGUCGCAAGGCUGAUUGACUGACGGGCUGACUGGGUUGGCUGCGGCGGCGGCCACGUAGCGCUGCGGCGGCGGCUGAGGGGAGGGCGCGAGCGCCAGCGAGAUCCGCGGCCAGGGAGCGCGAGAGAGGGGCAUCUGCUGGGGCUGAAGGGCCUAGGCCUGGUCGUGAGGGCGGCCGAGGGGGGCUCGCGCGAGGGGAGGGCAGGAAGGAAGGAGGGGCCCCGGCCGCCCCCCGCCUUCCCCCCUCCCCUCCCCAGGCAUGGACCGCGGUGGGGGUGAAGGAGGAGGCGGCGGCGGCGCUGGUAGUGGAGGAGGCGGCGGCGGAGGAGGAGGCGGCAACGGCAGCGACAGUGGAGUGGGAACGGCGGCACUGGAGGGUCCUGGCCAGGACAAAGUGUUCAGCUGUUGGUUGGCAGCUUUCUUCCAGUGAACUGCUGCUGACACCUUCGUGCUGUAAAACCAGAGUUCCAUGACCUACACGUGCUUUGGUGCUCUGCUCCCCAAAAGCAGUUGUGUAUUAGUUUUUUCCGAUGCUUCAUCUUGUUCCAGAGGAGUUACUUUGGUUUUCUGGAAUACAAGGUGCUCAAUGAAUCGGGAGCCCCCAUGAAUGAAACAACCAGUUCUUGCCAGCAGAUGGCUAAAAACUGCACCUCGCAUGUAACGGGGAUGGCACAAGAGGACAGCCACCGGGCUCAGGUGCCACCCCCUUUCUAUCAUGAAGGCAGUCAGGAACUUGAUUUGUCCACCAAAGUGUACAAAAGGGAGUCUGGGAGCCCUUAUUCUGUGUUGGUGGACCCAAAAACAAGUAAGCCACAUCUCCACGAAAGAGAGGAGCAGCCAUAUUUCAGGGAAGACAGAACAGUAGGAGAGGCCCGAGCCGUGAAAGAAGACAGGGAGAACUCUGACGACUUGCAGGAGGAGGAGGAGGAAGAUGAAGUGACUUACAAAAGGGAGCAGAUAAUAGUCGAGGUAAACCUUAACAACCAAACCUUAAAUGUAUCAAAAGGGGAGAAAGGGGUCACCUCCCAAUCCAAAGAAACUGCUGUUCUUAAGACCAGCAGUGAGGAAGAGGAGGGUGACAGUGGGGAGGAAGAGGCCACUGAAGACAGUAAUGAUUAUGAGGAAAAUGAGAGGCAGAAGAAAAAAGAGCAAAGAGAGGCGAAAGAUAGUGUUGCACAAAGGAGGACGCGGAGAGCUGCAUCUGCUGCAGCCACCACAACUUCCCCUACUUCCAGAACUACACGGGGGCGUAGAAAGAGCGUUGAACCCCCCAAGCGUAAGAAGAAAGCUGCAAAGGAGCCCAAGGCACCUGUGCAGAAAUCAAAGUGUGAAGAAAAGGAGACUUUGACCUGUGAGAAGUGCCCCAGGGUGUUUAACACACGCUGGUAUCUGGAGAAGCAUAUGAACGUCACUCACAGGCGCAUGCAGAUCUGCGACAAGUGUGGAAAGAAAUUUGUUCUAGAAAGUGAGCUCUCCCUUCACCAGCAAACAGACUGUGAAAAAAACAUCCAGUGCGUUUCCUGUAAUAAAUCAUUCAAGAAGCUGUGGUCCCUUCAUGAGCAUAUCAAGAUUGUCCAUGGAUACGCAGAGAAAAAAUUCUCCUGUGAGAUAUGCGAAAAGAAGUUCUACACCAUGGCUCAUGUGCGCAAGCACAUGGUUGCACAUACCAAGGACAUGCCAUUCACAUGUGAAACCUGUGGAAAAUCCUUCAAACGCAGCAUGUCACUCAAGGUUCAUUCCCUGCAGCAUUCUGGAGAGAAGCCUUUCCGAUGUGAGAACUGUGACGAAAGGUUUCAGUACAAGUACCAGCUUCGUUCCCACAUGAGCAUCCACAUUGGGCAUAAACAGUUCAUGUGCCAGUGGUGUGGUAAAGACUUCAACAUGAAACAAUACUUCGAUGAGCACAUGAAAACCCACACUGGAGAGAAGCCCUUUAUCUGUGAAAUCUGUGGCAAAAGCUUCACCAGUCGGCCCAACAUGAAGAGACACCGCAGAACACACACAGGGGAGAAGCCGUAUCCAUGCGACGUGUGUGGCCAGCGAUUCCGCUUUUCCAACAUGCUUAAGGCACAUAAGGAGAAAUGCUUCCGUGUUACCAGUCCAGUCAACGUGCCGCCUGCUGCCCAGAUCCCACUUGCCACGACCUCUCCUGCUAACACUGUACCUUCUGUUGUGAACACGCCCAAUGCCCCGCCUCCUACUCCACCAAUUAAUAUGAACCCAGUGAGCACACUUCCCCCCCGCCCCGUCGGCCACCCGUAUUCUCACCUGCACCUUCAUCCACACCAUCCACAUCACUUACCAGUCCCCCCUGUCCCUCAUUUACCCCCACCUCCAGCUCUGUUUAAGAGUGAGCCUUUAAAUCACAGGGGCCAAGGUGAAGACAGUUUUCUGCGGCACCUAGCAGAAAAAAACAGCUCCGUACAGCAUCACUAACUGCCUGUCUUCAGCCUGCCAUUCUUUUGGUCUUUUUUACCUGGAAGUGUGCCCCCCCUGUGAAAUCUUGUGGUGUCACCCAUAGCACCAAGUGAAGGAUCUUUGCAGUGAUCUUGGCUGUUCAGCAAAGUGGUCAUCAGAUGCAGGGGAACCCAGGAGGACAGAAGCCCAACUUGGCUUGCCCAUUUUACUGUUGACUUUUAUAGGUUCACAAUGACUAAGACUUGUGGAAUUUUUUUACAAUUUCAUAUCAGCUGAUGAGGUAUGCUUGCUUUUAUAUCCUGGACUUUCUCCUCAAAGAGGGGAUGGGCCUGGUUUCCUUUGUAAUAAUCGGAAAGACUGUGAGACUAAAUCCCAGAGCAUUAAUGAUCACUGUGUACUGUUAAUUUCUUUUUAGCUUUUUUUUUUGGUGUGCGUGUGCGCAUAUGCGUGCGCGCUGGUUAAGUGAGCCAGCCACAUGAUCGCAAAAUAUCAAGCAUUAUAGCAAAAAAAAGACAGUAAACAAAUCUUAAUCUCAUUUGAGUAGUUCUCCUAACACACUCUUUAUUUUAAUACGGAAAAAUUAUUUUAGAGUUUUUGUAUAGACCUAUUUAGUAGCCUGUUUCUAAAAUGAAAUGUAUUUCGAAUAAGCGGUGUAAUUUUUUUCAGUGUAGCUGGACCUAUGUUGUUAUAAUAGAUAAUUUUUAUAAUCAUUCAAAUGUGAUUUCUUUAAAAAAAAGAUGCAGAUAGCUUCUAUAGUAAAAAUUAUUCUUACAUCUGUACUACUCUAAAAAGGUGCUGAAGAGGGAGGGAAAGAAAUCUAAGAAGUCUGUGGGAAGGCUGACUCGAAAGUGGAGAUGGUUUUAGAACUUUAUAUAACUUAUUUGUAGGGUUUUUUUCAUAGCCUUGCAUUAUCUUCUUUCGGUGUCUCUUGGGGUUGCAAGACAAUUACAUUAAACUACUGUGUACCCACAAACGUUUUUCACUCAGCUCUGCUAAAGUGUGAAAUGUUUCAGAAAGGUAGACUCUCUCAUGGGGCAAAAUUGAGGUAUGAAGCUGCGCAAGAGGUGGGGGGAGACUCAGUCAUGUGGGGAGUAGUCGAUCGUUUCUUGGACAUACAUUAGAACCUAGUUCAUUAUGUAAAUGUGUGUUUAAGGUAUGACUUCUGAUUUAGGGAACAUUUGAUGCUGCUUGGGGGGGGGGUUCCCCUCAGAGAUUCUUGAGUUUACUAGGAGAUAAGUGGGGAAUCACAAAUAAAGUGCUGUGUGGCUGGAUUUGUGUAAAAUAAACCUGGAUUGGUGAAUCCAGUGAGAACGUGGUUGUCAAGUUAGUCAAAAAAAGUUUACCAAUAUGUGCACAUGAUAAAGCAGUGUCCUGUACAAAGAACAGAUGCAUACAAUAUAGGAUGAUUUCUUACAUGUUUUUGACUUCAGAUUUCACAGGUAAAUGGAAAGGAAAUGUAUGAAUGUUAAGAGAGUUGCUAGUUGCAUUUUUUUUUCAGUCUCCAGCAGCACUGAAUUGUGGCGAAUAGUUUGAAAGCAAAGAAUCGUGGUUCUUACUCAGUUAAUUGAAGCUGAAAUGUGGCACCAUGUAAGCAGCUGAAAUAGCUUAUUGGCACCUUGGAGGAGAAGGCACAGAAACACCCAUCACUAAUAGAGCCUAGAUUUCCCUAUAGCCAUUUGCCCAAAGCUCAGCUCCAUCAUCCCAAGACCAUGUUAUGCUCAUCCUCAGUGUGCCAUUUACUUUCUAAAAAUUAGGCUUCAGAUCUAAUUAUGUGGAGGAUAUUGCAGAAGGUCAGCUCCCAGCAUUGUACCCUGAUAACGUGUUUCUGCCAUCUAAUAACUUUGAUUAUGCAUUUUUAAAAUAUAGGAUUAAGGUUUUUUGAUACUUGUUCUCAUAUUUGAAUGACAAUUUCUUAAACCCUUCCUUUUUCUGACAGACAAGUCUUUUAAAGAUAUUGUGAUAACAUUUAUCUGUUCCUUCUCUUUUGUAGGUAGUAAAGCUAGCUAUAAAAGUGAAACAUUAAUACUUAACAGUUUGCCAUCUUCUAUUGCCCGGGAUGGUUCUGUACAUUCCAUGUCAUGUUUGCAAUCCCACAGUUCUGUGUAGAUAUCUAUGCCACAAGCCAACAGCCAGGCCUGUUAAAUCUACUUUUAUAAAUUUAAAGGAAAAAUAACCCACCUUGGUAAAUCAGUUGUAAGCCAAUUUUGCAACAAUGGUUUUCUCAAUAAAUUUACAGUAUUUGGCUGCUAUUUAUGAAUUGUA
Molecule: messenger RNA, 4745 nt
Organism: Eublepharis macularius
Lineage: Eukaryota; Metazoa; Chordata; Lepidosauria; Squamata; Eublepharidae
Gene: ZNF652
Product: zinc finger protein 652
Exons: 6
Coding region: 669-2501 (610 amino acids)
Biological process (GO): regulation of transcription by RNA polymerase II
Cellular component (GO): nucleus
Molecular function (GO): DNA-binding transcription activator activity, RNA polymerase II-specific; RNA polymerase II cis-regulatory region sequence-specific DNA binding
Source: RefSeq, a predicted model, not a curated record